UUUCCUUUGUGAAAAUAAAUGCAAAAGCUCCGAGGAUUCCACAGAGCUAUAUAUAAAGCUAAGGUUAGAGAGUGGAUGAUUAAGUUGAGGCCCAUCAUGUACUAAGAGGGGAAGGGAUGCAGGACAACAAAAUGAUAAAAGCCAAGUUGUUAGUCAGAGACAGAUGAACAGAAAAGGAAAGAGAAUGGGUUCAAGUUUAUUGCCAUGAAUUCCACAAGAAUUCAAAGAGUGGGUCGCGUCUUGUUGGUGUCGAGACGAUAAAAGGAUGAGAAGAUAGAGAUCUCGUUAAAGCAGACGAGAUUUUGUCUGACAGAAAGAAAUAGCUAACUCACAAAAUCAAAGGUUGUUGUCUCCUAAUUCCUCUCAACUCUGUGUGUGUGUGUGUGUGUGUGUGAAGAAUGGAGGGAACAGAUUUAUCUUCGACAACUGAACAGAAAUUGGGAAGAUUCAAAAGGGUGUGUGUAUUCUGUGGCAGCAAAGCUGGAUACAAGUCUACAUAUGCUGAAGCCACCAUUGAACUUGGUAAAAUACUGGUUCAGAGAAAAAUAGACUUGGUUUAUGGGGGAGGAAGUGUGGGCCUAAUGGGUUUGAUCUCUCAAACUGUGUUCUCUGGAGGCUGCCAUGUACUUGGGUAUGUUUUCAUACAAAUUUACAUUUCUGUUUACCAUGUUGCUAAUUUUGUUGUUUCAUUCAUGAUGUACAGAGUGAUUCCCAAGGCACUUCAGAUUCAUGAGAUAUCAGGAGAGACUGUCGGAGAAGUGAAAACAGUAGCAGAUAUGCACCAAAGGAAGUCAGAAAUGGCAAAACAUGCUGAUGCAUUUGUAGCUCUUCCAGGUGGCUAUGGAACCAUGGAAGAAUUGCUAGAGAUGAUAACUUGGGCUCAGCUAGGAAUUCAUGACAAGCCAGUAGGAUUGCUAAAUGUAGAUGGGUACUACGACAGCUUGCUUGCCUUAUUCGACAAAGGAGUAGAGGAAGGUUUCAUAGACAAUGCAGCCAGGAAAAUAGUGGUAAUAGCAAACACAGCAGAGGAACUAAUACAGACAAUGGAGGUAGGAAGGGGAGAAGGUGCUCUAUUAGAGGUUGCUGAAUUAUUGGAGUAUGUGGCUGUCCAUGACAAGGUUGCACCCAGACAAAGAUGGGAAGUGGACCAAUAAUCAGAGUCUACUCAAAGUGGGCAAUCCUUGAGAUCUUAGAUCUCAAUCACCAUCGAGCAAGCCAUUUGUAUAAAUAUCUGGGGUUGUGUGCUCAAAUUUGAUCAAGGGGAUUACCAAAAGAUAGACCAGAUCUCUCUAUCUCUCUCUCAAGAUCCUCAAUCUUGAUCAAUUAUUUGUACAUCCUUAAAGAUGACCUGUAUUAAAUUCCACUAAGAAUCAAUGGAAUAGUAAGAUCUUUCUCUCUCAUCAGGCCAUUGACUAACUUAAAAAAGGCAAGGGAAAACAAGUUAUACAUGGUUAAUGGUACAAAAUAGGUGUCCAAAAGGCAAUGAAAGAGAAGAAGACAUUUUGGAGGGUAGGGAUGCAAGGAGAAGAGACCCUCCAACUUGACCAUUGUACCAAUGGUGCAGCAAAGUUCAUUAUUACAUUGUGAUGUGUGGAUAGCAGUAUUUUGGAUUUUGGGUCUUUAUUCACUGAGCUGGGACCCUCCCUGCAGAGUGACCCAUUUGUUUCCUAGUGGCUUCUUUUCUCUUCUCUUCUCCUCAAUUUCUUUCCAUUAAUAUGUUUAUCAGACAAUCUUUUCCUUCUCGUUAGUGCUGUCAAAAACACAUUAUGUUCCAGAAUUUAUUAUAAAUGCAGGCUGAAGAAUGUAAUAAGAGUUUGUUCACUAUCAGUUCUUGAAGGAAAUUUCUAAACCC
This is a messenger RNA of Cucurbita maxima (winter squash), 1852 nucleotides long. Its product is annotated as probable cytokinin riboside 5'-monophosphate phosphoribohydrolase LOGL10. The coding region runs from base 399 to 1154 and encodes 251 amino acids. The transcript is spliced from 6 exons. NCBI's taxonomy places the organism in Eukaryota, Viridiplantae, Streptophyta, Magnoliopsida, Cucurbitales, Cucurbitaceae. The record is from RefSeq and is a predicted model, not a curated record. Gene Ontology annotation, molecular function: hydrolase activity, hydrolyzing N-glycosyl compounds. Gene Ontology annotation, biological process: cytokinin biosynthetic process. Gene Ontology annotation, cellular component: nucleus; cytosol.